Molecule: messenger RNA, 1512 nt
Organism: Phialemonium atrogriseum
Lineage: Eukaryota; Fungi; Ascomycota; Sordariomycetes; Cephalothecales; Cephalothecaceae
Exons: 7
Coding region: 1-1512 (503 amino acids)
Biological process (GO): transmembrane transport
Cellular component (GO): membrane
Source: RefSeq, a predicted model, not a curated record
AUGGCUGCCGCGACGAGCGAGUGCGAGUCGCCGGCUCUCGACAUCCACAUGGCAACCGGCUUGAUCGCGGUUGCGUUCAAGGUCAAGGGUACCAGCUCGCUGGUCCUCAUGCUGCUGCUAGUCGUUGCUAAGACCUUCACGGGCAAGAUCACCUCGUGGAAUGACCUGGCCAUCACGACGCCCAAAUCUAGCGCGAGCCUGCUGUUGGAGAAGAUCACAAUAUUUUUCCGUUCGAACUUCUUGGGUACUACGCACAACUUUGAGAAGUACCUGAACAUGACCAACGCAGCCGACUAUCCAACUACGCUAAGCAAGACGUGGACAGGCUCCUAUGCGGAUAGCGGAAGCUUGUCGAUGGAGCAGAUUAACAACGGCGGCAAGCCCACCAUUGCAAGCCAGGGCGGCGACGACCUAACGCUAAAGAUUCAGUACAUACCUACAACCCUAGGUGCCUACCCAAUCAUCCUGUUCACCUACGAGACUGUCUGCUCGAAGUAUAGCAAUGCGACGAUCGGUGCAAACGUGAAGGCAUUCCUCACGUAUACGUCCCCGGCUGCCAGCCAGAACCUGCUCCCCACGCAACCCCCGCUGCGCGCUGCCCCGCUGGGCGAUCGGUCACCGAUCGAUGCUCCGGCAGGCUCUGCGCUCAGACAUCUGAGCCGAUGUGUGCGGUCCAUCAGAGAGCAGGACGCCAUAACAGACGGAGGGACUGUGGAACACCAGCCGAAACCCGAGCAGCACCCGUAUCUGAACUCUGGCCUGGUGGAGGAUCUGUAUGCCAGUCCCCCGCCGGCGGAUGUCCUCAAUCUACCGGCGUCGUCGGACGGCCCGAUCAUCGUCAGCUUAUCGGACCUGCUCGCGGCUAUCCCAGACAUCGCGAAGGACAAGUCGAACUUCUUCGUCUUCGGCUACGCGUGGACAAGCAAUCCGAACUACUAUCACUUUGGGAUUAUGGGGCUGCUUGAGGCGACUGUAAUCACCGUGGCCAUCAGAAUGAUCAUUACCGUGCGAUCGCCAUCGGCAUCGCCCUGCUUAGGCGCCUGGUUAUCCCAAUCGCCUGCGUUGUCGACCUACUCGCGGCGAUCCCGUCGAUCAUCUAAUUACGGCAUCUGUGGCUUCAUGAUCCUGUCGCCAAAGCUCCAACCCGUCCAGCGGUUCUUCUACCACUUUGGCGCGAUCCUAAUCAAGGACAAAGGCUUUAUCAAGGGAUCGAUCUUCGACGGUGACAUGACGCCAUGGUACAACAUCGAGGCAGCGCGGGCGCUGGGUGUAACCUGUUGGGAGUUCAUCCGGCUUGCGGUACUGCCCUACGGGCGCCCCGGUGUGGUCAGCGGCGAGAUGCUCGGCCUUGGGGGUGUUAGUGAGACGUUUGCGUCCAAGAUCGCCAACGGCGCCGCGGAGUCUGGCAUUGACCUGGGACUGUACAUCGCAGCCGGCCUGGUGCUCUUUGGGCUCACCUUUGCUGUCAAUGCGCAAGCAGUCGUCAACCGACGCAAGGAGUUCAGCGAAUAA